GAAUUUUGUUAUUGUGCACUCGUGAAGAGGUUGGGCACACUAGGAUAGAAAAUAAUGGCGCGUGUGGUGAAUUUGUCGUUGUUGUGAUAGAGUGUGGGAGGUUAAACUGCGAAUAAAACAUAAGUUGUACGCAUACACAUUGGCUUGUGUUUUGGAAGCGGGUUGCCCCAUCGCCGCCGUACAUUUGUUUAAGGCAUCUCCCACACGAGAGACGACAGAAGCUUUUAUUCGCAGUCAGGCGACUGGCGACAUUGUUUUGGAACAACACCCUGGUGAGAGGAUCGAUAUUGCCUGGACGACAUGAUGCACCAUUCGCCCAGAAGGAGUCCCCGACUGAACGAGGGACAGAAUAUCGCACCGCAAGUAGAUGGCAGCGUUUUGGCCCCGCAACCGUCGCAAGCCGGCGGCCGAGGCAGUGAAGCCCCGGCGUCAUCAGCGCAGCUGGCAGCACCUGGAGCCACCAGGAAACCGAAGGUGGCCGACCUGAUGGAUAGGAUCGCCAAGUUGGAGAAGGAGUUGGAACGCGCUCGCAGCGCUAAUAUGGAACGCACUGGCCCCGUUAUUUCGAGUGAGGUUGGGGUAGGUCAGCCGCCAUUUGCAACCGGCCUGACCGUACCCAACGCAACAAGUGUUUAUUAUGCGGCGUCAGAGAGACCGCCACCCUGGAGCGGAUCUCAAACGGUACCGUGUUCGCAGAACUGUACCACGAGGAUUAAUCAAGCAUCGCCAUUUUGCGCUACCGGCACUACUGUUCCAGCGCAUGGUUUCAGGCUGCAGAAUGAAGUGGCCGGCGGAACAUCGGUACGUGCGCCUUCUCCUGGAGACGGUGCUUGGGCGACGAGCAUUGGAGGAACUGCACGCUGGGCGCCACGAAAGCUUCCUGAACUGCCUACGUUCGGAGGGAAGCCAGAGGACUGGCCCAUUUUCUACUGCGCGUUUACGGAGACGACGCAAGCGUAUGAUUGUACGGACUUGGAGAACAACCAAAGGCUACUGAAGGCGUUAAAGGACGACGCGCGUGAGACGGUGAAGUCUUUGUUGAAUCUCUCCAGCAAUGCGAAUGCAGCGGUGGAGCAGCUGCGUUUCAGAUACGGCCGACCGGAGCAACUAAUACGCAGCCAGCUCAACAGCAUUCGAGAUGUGCCUGCAAUUACGGAGCACAACCUGGGAAAGCUCGUCGCAUUCGCCACCCAUGUCAGCAACCUCAAGGCUUUCCUACAGUCAGCGAAGGCGGAGCAGCGCCUGGGUAACCCUAUGCUGAUGGAAGAACUUGUGGCCAAGCUCCCAAUAAGCAAACGAGUGGACUGAGCAAGGCACGCUGCAACUAUUCAGCCCUAUCCGACGAUUGUGGACUUCAGUUCGUGGUUGAUGGAACUAGCCAACGUGGCCUGCGUGGUGGCGGACAUCGAUGUAA
Molecule: messenger RNA, 1414 nt
Organism: Drosophila ananassae
Lineage: Eukaryota; Metazoa; Arthropoda; Insecta; Diptera; Drosophilidae
Exons: 2
Coding region: 301-1308 (335 amino acids)
Source: RefSeq, a predicted model, not a curated record